Venustampulla echinocandica is the source of this 1878-nucleotide messenger RNA. RefSeq lists its product as uncharacterized. The coding region runs from base 1 to 1878 and encodes 625 amino acids. Gene Ontology annotation, cellular component: phosphopantothenoylcysteine decarboxylase complex. The transcript has a single exon. NCBI's taxonomy places the organism in Eukaryota, Fungi, Ascomycota, Leotiomycetes, Helotiales, Pleuroascaceae. The record is from RefSeq and is a predicted model, not a curated record. Gene Ontology annotation, biological process: coenzyme A biosynthetic process. Gene Ontology annotation, molecular function: phosphopantothenoylcysteine decarboxylase activity; FMN binding.
AUGGCAGAGCAUCCGCCUUCCUUACGAGCACACUUCCUCCAGAGCCUCCCCAAGGCGCCCUCUCCGGCGACAUCCUCCAUCUCCGAUAUGCGAACCGCCGAGUCCCCCAAGCUCAAAGUCUUGGUCGCCUCCAAUGGCCCCAAGGAUGUCGCACAAGCUGUCGCCCUCGUCGUCCGACUCUCCAAGAACCCCAAGAUCGAAACGCGAGCUAUUGUGGACGCCGAGGCCUAUCCCGCACAUAGAUUAUCGCAGGAGACUUUUACCAUGCCGAACCGAUAUUUUAAGGCGUGCAAGGAGACGGAGGAGCCGCAGAGGAGUAUUGAGCGGGGCCAGGUCGAGUUCUAUAGACAACAAGCAUACGAGUUAUGUGACUGGGCGGAUAUGAUGGUUCUGGCACCGAUCGACGCCGACACCUUUGCGAAGAUGCUGCACGGCAUUGCCGAUUGCGUUCUGCUGGAAAUCCUCCGUGGAUGGGACGUCUCGAAAAAGAUUCUGCUAGUUCCUGGGAUGUCUACUGCGAUGUGGGAGAAUCCGAUGACGAAGAAGCAAUUGAGUAAGAUUCGGCGGAAAUGGCAGUGGGUAAGGGUCAUGCAACCUAUAUUAUGGCACUACGAAGAUUUCCCUCGGGGUCCAUCUAAAUGCCUUGCGGUAUGGGAUGGAUUCAACGAGCUUGUAGAUGUGAUCAAGAACCAGGCAGAGCUUUUGACCAUUGGCUAUGAUGUCGAUAUUGCCGCAUCAGGGGCCGCUACACUUCCACGGUACAACACGAAGACAGACACGCUUCUCCCUCGCGAAAUUUGGGGUGCUAUUUUCGAAUACGUUGGGGAUUGGGAAGUUGCAAGAGCACUGAAUGUCUAUGCAGCUAUACCUACACCUCUUGAAUGGCAGCAAAAUUCAAACGAAGCGAAGAACGAGUUGGGCGUUUACCUGCGCUCUCUGGAGUGGGCGAUCCUCACCUCACCCUCAACACGAAUCAUUGAGAAGUUGAAGGGCGCACCUAAAGAGAUGCGAUAUCUAUCAAGUCUCUGUGUCAAACUUAUCAUCAAAUUCUGUCUCUCCGAUGUCCUCACCUACCUUGAAACCAAUCUCAAAGAUGUCUUCUGGUCAUCUUUCGGUCAGAAGCUCCUCCCUAAUAAAGCCUCCGCAGUCUAUGGCCGCAUCGAAAUCCUAGAAUGGUGGAGAACGUCACCAACCUUCCUCUCCAAGGAUUACACGGCAGAGGCCAUCGACGGAGCGUCCAAAUCGGGCUUCAUACACGUCCUCGACUGGUGGCGACGGUCAGGACUCCCCCUGAAAUACACCGAAGCCGCGCUUGAGCAAGCAUCAUCCAAAGGCCACAUUUUAGUUCUGGAAUGGUGGAAACAAGCCAGCAUGGCGCAAGGAAAUUUCCAAGUUUCUACUGCCUCAGAUGGCGAAGGAUCCCCCACUGCAUACUCAGAUCCGCAACCAGCCCUGCGGCUCAAGCCCGGAAGAUCGCUGCUCGCUGCUGCACAGAAUAACCAACCUGAAGUCCUCCGCUGGUGGGAUGAAUCUGGUAUCCCAAUAGCACAUUCCGAAUCAGUUGCCAAGAUUGCGUCGAUACAUGGUCACGUCGCCGUUCUCGAUGAAUGGAAAGAUUUGAAGGGCGAGAAAAUGGUCUUCGAUAGUCGGGUGCUUGAGGAGCCGACGAAGAAUGGUCAUGUAGACGUCUUAGAGUGGUGGAAAAUUUUCAGUCGGACGGGUGCUAGAGUCGAAUAUAAGACUUGCGAUAUUGAGGAGGCGCUGGAGGAUAGCGUAGGGAGUGAAGGGGAGACUUUCGCGGUUAAGAAGUGGUGGGCCCAGAAUGGAUUGAAUCUUGGGGUACAAGUUAGUGAGUGGACUAAGGUUAAGUUUUUAUGA